GCAGAAUCUGUCGUAUUCGAUCAACGUACUCAAGAUGGUGGUGAACUUUAAGGUGUUCAAGAAAUGUUCACCAAACGGGAAGAUCGGGCUGUAUCUGGGCAAGAGGGACUACAUCGACUAUCUGUCUGGAAUCGAGCCAGUGGACGGUGUAAUCUUGCUGGACCAGGACUACGUGGACACAGGUAGAAAGGUCUGGGGACAGCUGAUCUGCAGUUUUCGAUACGGUAGAGAAGAGGACGAGGUGAUGGGCCUGAACUUUCAAAAGGACCUUUACCUGAUCUCCGAGCAACUGUUCCCACCGACCAAGAAGAUGGAGGAAAAUUUAACGAAACUGCAAGACAGACUACUGAAGAAACUGGGACCGAACGCUAUACCGUUCACCUUCAAGUUUCCUGCGAGUGCACCAUCCAGCGUAACCUUGCAACCAGGCGAAGUGGAGACAGGCGAACCUUGCGGAGUCAGCUACUACGUAAAAAUCUAUUCGGGUGAGAUGGAGACCGAUAUUACUCAUAAGAGGAGUACGAUCACGAUGGGCAUCAGGAAGAUCCAAUACGCGCCUACGAAACAGGGUCGGCAGCCUUGUACCGUUGUACGCAAGGACUUCCUUUUGAGUCCAGGUGACCUGGAACUCGAGGUGACCCUGGACAAACAAUUGUACCAUCACGGCGAAAGAAUAGCGGUAAACGUUUGCGUACGAAACAACAGCAACAAGGUGGUGAAGAAGAUGAAGGCAUUGGUGCAGCAGGGUAUCGACGUGGUAAUAUUCCAAAACGGUCAGUUCAGGACGGUGAUCGACGCGGUGGAGACCCAAGACGGCUGUCCGAUUAAUCCAGGCUCGAACUUGACCAAGGUGCUAUAUUUGAAACCACAGCUGGAAAACAACAAGCAUCGCAGGGGAAUCGCUUUGGACGGUAGAUUGAAGAGGGACGAGAGCGAGCUGGCAUCUAGCACUUUGCUCACCUCUCCUGAUGUUCGCGACUCUUUCGGUAUCGUCGUCUCUUAUGCCGUCAAGGUGAAACUUUAUCUUGGAGCACUGGGCGGAGAAUUGUCAGCAGAGUUGCCGUUCAUUUUGAUGAGGCCGAAGCCUACGGAACGAAUCAAGGUGGUAAACGCGGACAACAUCGAGGUGGAGGACACUACGGAGGAAAAGAAGCCCAUCGUUUAAAUACCUCACCUCUUUCAAUCGGCCAAGUCGAUUAUGCUGAUUUUCUCAUUUUCACGCUAUUCGAUCGUCUUGAAACUUUAGUCAAUAAUUUCACAUUCGUAUGGAUCUAGAUGGUGUAUUUUAGAGAUCGAAAAGAGUAUUAAUCACGAUUGUUGCAGGCAAUAAACGACGCUCCCAUGUAUAGAAAAAAAAAGAAAGAAAAAGAAAAAGAAAAAGAAAAAGAAAAAGAAAAAAAAACGAAACUCAGUUUGUUUCUGCAAUAGUUGAGCUGAGCUGCAAUUAUAAUAUUCCCUAGAAUAAAAUAUCUAUGUUAUCCUA
Molecule: messenger RNA, 1483 nt
Organism: Osmia lignaria (orchard mason bee)
Lineage: Eukaryota; Metazoa; Arthropoda; Insecta; Hymenoptera; Megachilidae
Gene: Arr1
Product: arrestin 1
Biological process (GO): signal transduction; G protein-coupled receptor internalization
Cellular component (GO): cytoplasm
Molecular function (GO): G protein-coupled receptor binding
Source: RefSeq, a predicted model, not a curated record